AUGCAUUCGAGCGCUUUGCGCAAUAUCUACUUUGCCGGUGAUCUCCAGCCAUGGCCAGGCUUCCUGAGCGCUGUUCAGGCCUGUCACGAAGGCUGUACCUGGAGUCGGCAAAUUCUUGGUUACACGCUUCAAGCCCGCGAUCCAUAUACGCAUGGAAAUGCCGAGGUUGGGGAUGAACACGGCGUCCAAGGCCGUUUUCAGAAAUUUUUUGGAGACGUACUUGACACUAUUUUCGCGUCGCAAUCGACCGGUCACAUCAAUCUCCGUUUUGCAGAUUCUAAGUGUAUACCUUCUACAUACACCGGCACCCCUGACGUGAUCAUGAAAGACAACCACGACGCCUUGAAGAUCGUUGGGGAGCUUAAGGCACCCUGGGUUACCGAGCAUCACAUUCAACCAAGGCUUGACCGUGAGAGCUCUUUAAGAAAGAUACUCGCCCAACCUAUCAUGUACAUGCAAGGCCUGGGCUGCAUGUACGGCUUUCUGAGCACAUACGAAGAGACCAUGUUCUUGCGACAGGUCGUGGACAAUAACGGCGUAUGGAGGAUUGAGUAUUCUCCCGUGAUCCUGUCGUCCACCGCUUACGAUAGACACGAGACACAGCCCCCUGUGAUUCUGUGA
Molecule: messenger RNA, 621 nt
Organism: Aspergillus fischeri NRRL 181
Lineage: Eukaryota; Fungi; Ascomycota; Eurotiomycetes; Eurotiales; Aspergillaceae
Exons: 1
Coding region: 1-621 (206 amino acids)
Source: RefSeq, a predicted model, not a curated record